This is a messenger RNA of Ilyonectria robusta, 411 nucleotides long. Its product is annotated as translation initiation factor 1A/IF-1. The record is from RefSeq and is a predicted model, not a curated record. Gene Ontology annotation, cellular component: nucleus. Lineage: Eukaryota; Fungi; Ascomycota; Sordariomycetes; Hypocreales; Nectriaceae. The coding region runs from base 1 to 411 and encodes 136 amino acids. Gene Ontology annotation, molecular function: RNA binding; translation initiation factor activity. The transcript is spliced from 2 exons. Gene Ontology annotation, biological process: translational initiation.
AUGGGUCGACCCAAGCGCAAUGUCCUCGCCGCGGCGGAAGAGUCCAUGACCCCUCCAGGUGCUCUUGAACCGAACCAGUCCGUCGUUCGCGUCGUCAAGCCCGAGGGCAACAAUCUCUACACGUGCGAGCUGCCCAACACCAAGCCGAUCGUCCUGGAACUCGCCCAGCGAUUCCGUAAUACCAUCUGGAUUAAGCGUGGCGGCUUCGUGUUGGCUGAGAGAUACGAGGACAACACUCACGAUGGUCGUGCCAUGGGCGAGAUUGUCAACGUUGUGCGCGACGAGAAGCUCUGGCGCAAACAGGGCUACUGGCCCAAGGAAUUCUCAAAGAACGCAUAUAAUCUGAGCGACUCCGAGGACGAAUCGAACGUUGGCAAGAUGCCCCCCAGUGACUCUGAAGAUGACGAGUAA